Molecule: messenger RNA, 826 nt
Organism: Rana temporaria (common frog)
Lineage: Eukaryota; Metazoa; Chordata; Amphibia; Anura; Ranidae
Product: death domain-containing protein CRADD-like
Exons: 2
Coding region: 92-682 (196 amino acids)
Biological process (GO): signal transduction; regulation of apoptotic process
Molecular function (GO): death domain binding; protease binding
Source: RefSeq, a predicted model, not a curated record
GGGGGGCUCAGACAGUUCGUGAUGCAGGAAGCUGUCAUUUAGUCUGCAGGCCUGGAGUGAUCAGAUGAUAAUUGUUUUAUUAUUGUUGUGAAUGUGCAGGAUGGAUUCCAUACACAGGGAGCUCCUCAGAGGCCUCCGUGUUGAGUUGUGUUCUCACGCCGUGGCGGACGGCCUGGUCCCCCAGUAUCUGUUCCAGGAAGGGAUCAUCACCCGCGAGCAGCUGGAGGACAUAUGUGGACAGGCCACCAGUCAGAGAAGAGCCAUGAGGCUCCUGGACAUCCUGCCCACCCGGGGGCCCAAGGCCUUUGACGUUUUCUUGGCCUCGCUGGCCGAGUUCCCUUGGGUCCAGGAGAACUUGAAGCUGCGCUGCCCAACGCGCCCUCCUCCGGUACCGGCCUUGCCCGCCAACCUCCUACAGAACUGUCCCAACGACCGGCAACUGAACCUUCUGGCAGGGAAACUGGGAGCGGAAUGGGAGCAGGUUCUGGGUCACCUAGGACUGGAGCACAGCGACCUCUACAGGUGUAAAGUACAACAUCCGGGCAACCUGCACUCGCAGGUCCUGGAGGGACUGGUGAAGUGGAAGCAGCACAUGGGGCGCAAGGCCACCGUCCAACGUCUGUGGGAAGCCUUGGAAGCUGCUGAGAUGGAUCCUUCGGAGAUAAAACUCAUUUUACAAUGACGUUCCCCAUAAGAAGGUGGGCGGGGCUCAGUGGUCACCUGACCAUCACGCCUUAUUGGACGUCCCAUUUCAAAAUCAUGGCGGUCACCACGGAGUUCAUCCCGUCUGUCUCCGGGGAAGGAAAUAAAGAUUUACCAAAGUUUA